Molecule: messenger RNA, 309 nt
Organism: Fusarium coffeatum
Lineage: Eukaryota; Fungi; Ascomycota; Sordariomycetes; Hypocreales; Nectriaceae
Exons: 2
Coding region: 1-309 (102 amino acids)
Source: RefSeq, a predicted model, not a curated record
AUGGCCAGCAUCGAAAGUCAAGUAUCCAAGCAGAGCCAAGCUCCCCUACAAAAUGACAAUGAGAACGCAGAGCAACUGGCAACCCUUGCAGAAGGCAAAGUCGCCGAUGCAGUGAAGGGAACAAGCACAAGAGACAAGCCCCGCAAGGAUGACAUUAAGAUAGAAGACUUUGCCUCCGACAUUGACAGGAAAAAGGCAGAGCAGGCCGAGGCUAGAGAGGAAAUCAAGGCUCAGAGACAAGCGGGUGUAGAUGUCGAUGGAAGUCUCGGUCAGGGCAGGCUGAGUAACGAAGACAACAGCAGUGUUUAA